This is a messenger RNA of Vicia faba (fava bean), 1251 nucleotides long. The record is from the annotation of a GenBank genome assembly. NCBI's taxonomy places the organism in Eukaryota, Viridiplantae, Streptophyta, Magnoliopsida, Fabales, Fabaceae.
AUGGCCUCCGAUCUCACCAACCUCACCAUCCCUCCUCGUCCUCCUUCUUUCCUUCCCCCAAUUGAUCCCUCCCCACAAGUCAUCCACAGUAGGUCCCACUCCUUCGUCGGUCCCUCCCCUCGCCUCCCCCCUCCCUCCGACGACGACAACAACCUCUUCUUCCUCGACGAACUCGCUUCCGACUCCGACUCCGACUCCGAUUCCGACGACCUAAUCCAACAACCCUUCCAACACAAAUUCGGACCCUCCGAUUUCCAAAUUCUCAAAGUCAUAGGACAAGGUGCCUUUGGCAAGGUCUUCAUGGUCAGAAGAAAAGGAGAUUCAGAUUCUUCUGACAAUAACGGAAUCUUCGCAAUGAAGGUUAUGAGGAAAGACAACAUCAUUAAGAAAAAUCACGUUGAUUAUAUGAAAGCAGAGAGAGAUAUUCUCACUAAAGUUCUUCAUCCUUUCAUCGUUCCUCUUCGCUACUCUUUCCAAACAAAGUCUAAAUUAUAUUUGAUUUUGGACUUUAUUAAUGGAGGACAUCUCUUCUUUCAAUUAUGUCGACAAGCCAUUUUUAGUGAGGAUGAGGCAAGGAUUUACACUGCUGAGAUUGUAUCGGCUGUUUCACAUCUUCACAGCAAAGGAAUUGUGCAUCGGGAUCUUAAACCUGAAAACAUACUCAUGGAUUCUCAUGGCCAUGUGAUGUUAACUGAUUUUGGAAUGUCGAAAGAGAUUGAUGAAUCUGAGAGAUCUAACUCUAUGUGUGGGACUACAGAGUAUAUGGCUCCGGAAAUUCUUUUAGGUAAAGGCCAUAACAAAGAUGCGGAUUGGUGGAGUGUUGGUGUUCUCUUGUAUGAAAUGAUUACCGGGAAGGCACCAUUUAUACAUAAUAACAGAAAGAAGCUACAGGAGAAAAUUAUCAAAGAGAAAAUCAAACUUCCACCCUACCUUACCGGUGAAGCUCAUUCUUUGCUCAAAGGAUUGCUGCAAAAGGAUCCGUCUACAAGGUUAGGCAGCGGGCCAAAUGGAGAUGAACAGAUCAAAAAUCAUAAGUGGUUCAGGACAAUCAAUUGGAACAAAUUGGAGGCAAGAGAGCUGCAACCAAAGUUUAAACCAUCUGAUGUGUCUGGAAAAGAUUGCACGGCUAAUUUUGAUCGAUGCUGGACGACGAUGCCUCUUGAGGACUCUCCGGCAUCAACUCCUACAGCAGGUGACCAUUUUCAGGGCUAUACUUAUGUUGCACCAAAUCCUUGGCUUUCUUCUAGAUAA